AUGCUAAAAUCUUUGUUAUUAUUGGUUGUUUUGGGUGGUAGUUGUUUUGGGUAGGAUUUUGAGAUGUAAGUAGUGAAACUAGAAGAAGUGAAUUAUAAAAUAGUGAUAAAAGUAAUAGAUUUUUCAGCUUAUGCUUUAUCAGGGGUGAUUAUAAAUGUGAAGUAGUUGGUUAUAUAAAUAUUAGGAAUGGCAAUUCUUAUAUAGGGGAGAAGAAUCUAAUGACAGACAGCAGUGGUACAGUUACAAUGACUGGAAAAUUUGUAAAAUAAAAUUCUUACUAAAUUAUUGCUGUUGCAUCAACAAGCUUUAAUGACAUUUAAGCAUCAGCUUAGAUUAAUGGAAUAGCUGACAAUAGUGGAACAAUAGUUUUUAAUGGAGGAGUUUAAUUUACUUAAUCUGAUGUUUAUGUAAAAGAUGUAUUUUAGCGUGGCUUAAUCUUUGUAAAUAUCUAUUGUAAUUAAAGAUAAAAACUCUGUCAAAUUCAAAACCAUUACCUGGAGUAUUAAUUCAAUUUACUGCUAUAUAUUUAGAUAUUAAUAAAUAGACAAAAGAAGUUAAAUUCAUAGCAGUAACAAAUGAAAAAGGAGAAGAAAAUGUUCGAUUUUUAUUACCUACAACUGGAGGUUCAUUUAUAGUAUUGUACACUGCAUCGAAAUUAGAGUAUUGGAAUACUUAACAAUUAAAUAGAAAUUCUUAAGAGUUCGUUUUAUGGCCGUAAUAAAAUUCAUUUAUUAUAUAAUAGAGAAAAGAAAUAUGAAUUAUCAGUUAAAAUUGAUUUAUCUCCUGGUCAAUUUAAAUAUAUUUUAUCUGCUAUUGUCUAAGAUUAAAAUUAAAAACCAUUGCCAGGAGCGAAAAUGAAAGUAACAGCAAUCAAUUUGGGUUCAAAUCAAUAAUUAUAAGAAAAUAAUGUAAUUAGUGGAUCUGAUGGAAAAAUAUCUAUUAUAUAUGAUCUAAAAGCUACUCCUAAAUUACAUAUAAAAGAAGAAUUAACAAAAAAUGGAUAUCUCAGUUAAAAUUUAGAGUUUGAUUAAGAUUUUGAUUUAAAUAUUAAAAAAGAUUAAUUUACUCAUGAUUUAGGUGUAAUUAAAUUACAAGAUGCUUCUGGUGAUUUAGAAGUAUAUUAUAUUUUAUAUUAUUAUUUUAGAUUUCAGGAGUUAUAACAGAUUCAUCUAAAUUAGUUUAAUAUGUUUCUGGUGCUGAAAUAGUAUUUACAAUAAUAGACAGUAUAUAACCAGUUAAAGUAAUAACUGAUGCUCAAGGUAAAUUUAAAGUACAUAUCUUUGUUCCUUCAAAUCAAAAUUUAUAAGUUAAAGCAACAGUUACAGCAAAAGGAUUUGUAGAUUAAAUUAUUCCACCUAAAAAUAUCAAUGUUUCUUCAAAAUAACCAUUCUAAUUAAAAUUUGAUGUUAUUCUUGAUAGGAAAAUUAAAAAAAUAACAAUAAAAGAUAAAUUAUUAGAUUCAAAUGGAAUUCCUAUUUAAAAUGCUAAUAUUAAAAUAAUUGAAAGUACUCCUCUAAUGAAUGAUAAAUCACUUUAUAAUAAAGAAAUAAUUGGCAAAUAAGAGUACUUUAUAUUUAAUAUUAAAUAGUGGUACAUUUGAAUGUAUUUUUGCUUGUUAUGAAGAUUAAAAGUUUACAGCAACCUUUGUAUUUUAAGUUUAAUAAUAUAUUCCAAUCACAUAUAAGACACCUUAAUUAGAAUGUUAAAAUUAGGAUUUAAUUAAAACCUAAAUUACUUUAUCUAAAUCUACUUCUCGUCUUACAAUAAAGGGUUAAGUUAUAGAUGUAGAUUAAAAACCUAUGAAAGGAUUAGCACUUAAAUUUAAAUCUGAUCCUACUUUAACUGUUGCUAAUCCUAAUUUAACUACAGAUGCUAAUGGUAAUUGGUAAAUUGACAAUCUCACAGUUAUUCCUUCAACUAAUUAUAAAUUUACUAUAGAAUACAUGAAUGAUAAUAAAUAAUUGACUGAAGUUUCUUCUAAUUUUACGCCAUCUCUAGAUAAAGAAUAAACUUAUACUUUUCCAAUAAUUGGGUACUAAAGAUUUGUCAAAGUCAAAUUAUCUGGUAAAAUAACACCUACUGAUGGAAAAGCAGCAGUUCCUAUUCCAUUAGUAAUUACAUGUGAUUCUAAAGGGAGAGAUGGUAAACCUAUUGUUGUAGAAACUAUUACUAAAUAAGAUGGAACAUAUUCUGUUGAAUUAGAAACAUUAUCUGGAUCAGAUAAACCAUUAUAAUGUGUAGUCACUAAUGCUUCAGUUCCAUCAGGAUAAUCAGGAACAUAAGGAUAAUCUGGAUAAGCUUAAAAAAAUCCAAUUUCCUCUGUUUAACCUAUAAAAAUAAAUGUUGAAGUAAAAGCACCUAAUUGGUCUGCUAGUACUAAUAUUCCAGUUACUUAUAACACUGUAGACAUUAUAAUAAAAGGAAUGAUUAGUGAUAAAACUAAAGUGAUCUCAACAAUAGAAAAUGCGGAUGUUGUUUUAAUUAUUACACCUUAAGAUAUAUAUGUACAAAAUAAACAUUUAAUAGAAUAAUAUUUAUUCUAUAAAAAACAUUAUUAAAGUACAGAAACAUAAUCUAAAUUAAGUACUAAAACUGGAAAAGACGGUUCAUAUUAAUUUAACUUUAAAGCUAUUUAAGCAUAUAAUCUAAAAUUUUAAAUCUCAGUUUCUAAUCCUUUGUUCAAAGCUUAGGAUAAGUAAUUUGAAGAAAAGUGCUUAUAAUCUGUUACAUUAACUGAAAACUUUGAAUUGGAUAGAAUUACUAUGCUGACUAAAUUACAUUCUAUACUUCUAGAUAGUAAUAAGAAACCUAUUCCAAAUGCUACAAUUAAAAUGACUUCAUCGGAACCAUUAAUGUUGAAUUCAAAAUACUACAAUUUAGCUAUAAAAGAUGAUGAAAAAGGAUCAUUUAUUGCCGAUUUUGAAUGUUAUAAAGAUUUUGAAUAUAUUGUUGCAUUCUAAAUUGAUGUACCUUAAUUUGAAGAAUAAAAAGUUAAAAGUUCAAAAUUUAAAUGUUCUUAACCAUAAAUAGAAUUAAAUCCUUUAAGUUUAACAUUAUAAAAAAUAGAAAUAAAAGCUAUAUUAGCAGGUAAAGUAGUAGAUCCUCAUGGAAAACCAGUUGCAAAUUUACCAUUAACAAUCUCAACAUAACCAGAAAGUUCUACAAUAACUUCAAAAACUUAAAGUGACGGUACUUGGUUAGCAACUGUUCCUAAGAUAUAUCCUAAUACAGAAUACAAAGCUAUUAUCAAAUAUUAAGAUAUUAAUAAAUAAGAUUAGAAAUUAGAAUAAAGUUUUACAGUUUAAAGUGAUAAUUAAAAAGUUUCAUUAAAGGAUAUAAAUUAUGUUGAUUUAGUUAAUGCAAAUAUAAAAGGUAAAAUAGAGAUGGAAAAAGGAACAUUGACAUAACCUGUGAAUAUGAAUUUGAGUUGUUAAGGUUUCAAGGAUUCAAAAGGUCCUAUUAAUAAAGAUUUUACAACAGAUAAAAAUGGAAAUAUUGAUGUCUAAUUUUAAGUAUUAGCAAAACAUGAUGAUAAAAUUCAAUGUUUGAUAAAACCAAAAGAUAUCAUUUAAGAUAAUGGAUUCAAAGUUGAAUUAAGUCCUCCAAAUUUCUAAGCUGAUGGAAUCACUAUUAAAAGUAAAUUCAAAUCAACUAUUUAUACAAUAAGUGGUAAGUUAAUUGAUGAAACUAAACUUGAAGAUAAAUUACCUGAAAUACAAAUGAGCCUAUCUUUAAAAUAAAAAGAUCCACUUACUGAUUAAUUAAUCAAAAUUAAAAGCUCAAAUGAUGGAACAUUCACAUUUAAAUUUGAACUACUAAGAGAUAUUAUUUAUGAUGCAACAAUUACUGUUGAUGCUUCACCAUAAUUUUAAACAUCUAAUACUAAUUUAUAAUUAAAGGGAAAAGAAGAAAAAUUGUAAAUUAAUCAAAAUAUUUCAUUAAAGAGAGUAGUAAUUGAUUGUACAAUUAGUGGAUCUUUGGUUGACUCAUAAAAUAAACCUGCAGAAAAUGCUAAAGUUGAAAUAAUAAGUUCUAUUCCCUAAAUGGAAAAUAGUUAAUUAUAUAAUAAAUUUACAUCUGCUCCUAAAGGAGAAUUCUCAAUACCCUUUCAAUGUUAUAAUAGUGUUUCAACAACUUUAAAAAUGGAUAUAUAAUCAGAUUAAUUUCCUAAAUCACCAUUGCCUCCAUAAGUAUUUACAUGUGGUGAAAAGAAUAUAAAACUAAAAGCAAUAUAGGUGUCUACAAAGAAAGUUCAAAUAACUGUAUCAGGUGUAUUAACAGACAGCAGUGGUAUAACUAAAAAUGCAUAGAAUGCAGACAUAGAAAUAACAUUAAGUCCUUCAGAUCCAUUAGCUUCUUAACUUAAAACAAAAUCUGAUUUAAAUGGUAAGUAUUCUUUAAGUUUUGGUGCUGUGCAAGAUUAAAAUUAUAAGGCAGUGAUAUAAAUAAAUCAUCCAGAUUUUAAUACAUACAAAUCUGCUAACAUAGAAAUAAUAACAAAUAAAGAUUAAGAAAUAAUAUAAAAUGCUGCAUUAGAUAGAAUAAUUUUAAAGGCAACAGUUUCAUCAACAUUAAAUGAUCCAUAAGGAAAAGCAUCUCCUGUAUCUACUUUAACAGUUGAAUAAUUAGAACCAGUUGUAAAAGGAACUGAAAAGAAUAAAAUAACUGGGAAAUCUGAUGUAAAUGGUAAAUUUAGUUUAUAAAUACCUUGUUAUAAAAACACUGAUGGAUCUUUUAUAUUAGAUAUAUCAGCAGAUAAAUAUAAAGAUACAAAAAGUGAUAAAAUAGAAUUUGAAUGUAAAGGUCCUGAGAUUGAAUUGCCUGCAAUAAAAAUAAAAUAAGAAUUGACUCCUACAAAUACAAAGUUAACAGUUGGGGGUGAAAUAAUAGGUCCAAAAGGUAAAGGGUAAUAAGGAGUAUUAGUAAAAUUAAUAUCAGAUCCAGUAACAAAAUAAUUAGAAACGAAAACAGGAUCUGAUGGGAAAUGGUAAUUAAUAGAUGAUUAAUUAUAAUUUGGAAUAAAAUAUUAGUUAACUGAAUAAUUUUAAGAUGGCAGUGGAUAAAUUCAUAAAGUUACAUUACCAUUUCAUACAAAUGAUAAUAAAUCAGAAUUAAUGUUUCCAAAAUAAACUUAUGAUGAUUAUUUACCUUUUGAGAUAGAUGGUUAAGUUACUUCUUAAGGAGGGAUAGCUCCAUCAAAUGUUCCAGUUUCUAUGUAAUGUGAUGCAUUUGGUAAAGACAAUAGACCUAUUGAUAUAAAAACAAAUACUGAUAAUAAAGGUAAUUAUAAAGUUGAAUGGGAUAUGUUAAUGAAUUGUAAUUCUAAAGUUGAAUGUUUAGUAAUAACAUAAGAAACAGCCAAAUUUAAAUAAACAUCUCAUAGAUUUAAUAUAACUCCAAAUAGUGAGAUAGUAAAAGUAUCUACUGAAGCUGAAGUAACACCAGAAUUCUAAGGAUAACUUACUAAAUAUUAUUAAUAUUCAUCAAUUAGUGGUGUAGUAAUGGCAGAAUUUGAUUGUAAUAACUAAUUAGAUUGGAGAGGCUUAGAAGGUGUCAAUGUUAAACUCAAAUAAUGGAAUGGUAUUACUUAUACUGAUUUGAAUGCUGAAACAAAGAGUGACAAAAAUGGUCUCUUUGUUAUUAAGUAUUAAGUCUUAAAAAGGUAUUUAAAUAUUAUUAAUAUAGUUAAAUAUAAAAUGAAAUGAGACUUGAUUUUUAUAAAGAUCAUUAUUAUCCUGCUUCUGCAGAAUUUAAUAUCUAUUCUUUUGAUCCUCAACCUGAUGGUUCAUAUCUUGUCUAAUUAUCUAAUAUUAAAAUGGUUAAAAUUGGAGCUGCUGAUAAAUGUCCUUAAAAAAAACGUAAGCAUUGA
This is a messenger RNA of Paramecium sonneborni, 5869 nucleotides long. The record is from the annotation of a GenBank genome assembly. NCBI's taxonomy places the organism in Eukaryota, Ciliophora, Oligohymenophorea, Peniculida, Parameciidae.